This is a messenger RNA of Astrephomene gubernaculifera, 3370 nucleotides long. The record is from the annotation of a GenBank genome assembly. NCBI's taxonomy places the organism in Eukaryota, Viridiplantae, Chlorophyta, Chlorophyceae, Chlamydomonadales, Astrephomenaceae.
AGUAUUUAACAGCACCAGGAACAUAGCUUGAGGCGUGAGAAGUAGGAUUGGUGCUGGCAUCCAGGGAGUAACAAGUCGUUUUGCCUUAACCCCUUGAUACACGUCAGGGCUUGCCCGGCGGAGCUAUUACUGUUAUUGUUCUUAUUAGCUUGAGGCGUGAGCGCCCUGUCAGAGGAGGCUUGAGGCGUGAGCGCCCUGUCGGAGGAGCUUGCGGCGGCAUGAUGCGUCCUGUCAGAGAAAUGCGGCGGCGGGCUGCAGCAACACCCAUUUAUUAUCUCCUUCUGGCUUCACUGUUGGGAGUCUCCCUAUCAACGGACUUUAUACCGAUGUAUCCAUAUUACGAAUGUCAUACGGACUCUACCGUCAACUCCCUGAUAUGGAGCUAUCGAGUCGUCACGAGGAACGACGGAGAAAACGAUCCUGCCUACUUGGACAGAAUUUACAAAGCAUGCUCGGAUGACAGUCGUUGUUGGGCUUUUGAUCUAUCCGGGCACAACUACGAAAGCGGAGUUUUGAACCAUUUCGUAUUGACCUACAGCGCAGGCGAAGUGACCUGCAGUUUCAAUUCAGCUGUUAUUCUUCCAACACCACCUUCUCCUCCACCCUCCCCUCCACCUUCUCCUUCACCUUCGCCUCCACCUUCUCCCCCACCCUCCCCUCCACCUUCUCCUCCACCCUCCCCUCCACCUUCUCCUCCACCCUCCCCUCCACCUUCUCCUCCACCCUCCCCUCCACCUUCUCCUCCACCCUCGCCUCCACCUUCUCCUCCACCCUCCCCUCCACCUUCUCCUCCACCCUCCCCUCCACCUUCUCCUCCACCCUCGCCUCCACCUUCUCCUCCACCCUCCCCUCCACCUUCUCCUCCACCCUCCCCUCCACCUUCUCCUCCACCCUCGCCUCCACCUUCUCCACCGUCUCCUAACCCGCCACCCCCACCACCUCCGCCUCGAGUGACUCGCAGUCCUUCUCCCCCUCCCCACCAGCCACCCAGCCCUCCACCCCCUAGCCUGCCACAGCAACCCCGUCCCUCCACCCCUUCACCACAAUCCCCACGCAGCCCACAGCCCCCCAGCAAGCCACCCUCACCCGAGCCUCCUUCAACCCCGCCGUCCCCAAUACACAGCCCGCCUCCUUCUCCGUCACCUCUGACACCUGCUGUCUCACCCCCACCCCAAUCACCACUGCCUCCCACUCCCCUGCCACCAUCACCUCCACCCCCCUCACCUCCGCCACCAUCACCCCGACUGCCCUCGCCUCCCCCACCCUUAUUUUCCCCAUCACCGCCGCCACCUCAACCACCCUCGCCUCCACACCCCUCACCACCACCACCACCUCCAGUCAUGUACUGGGCUACCGCCGCCUCAGGCCCCAAUACUGCUUCCCAGCAGCUUGAGAAAGCUGGCUCUGCAUCCCUCAUCGUCGGGGCUCCCGAGCUUAAGUUCAGGUUCCCCCCCAAGGCCUGCAAACCAGCAUCUGGCGCCAGCUGGGUGCCAACGAAAGCGGCCCCCCGCUACGUGGUGGCCUACUUCAACCAGACCCCCGCUGCCCGGGGCAGUCAGGUGGCGUCAGUGGCGCUGUAUGUCACCAACAAGGGCACCCUCAACCCCGCCAUUGCCUCCAUCGACCUGCUGCUCCGGAAGCAAGGGGUGGUGACCGGUAGUGCUAACAACAGCAGCAGCUAUGAGCAGUGGGUGACCCUGUACAGAGGCGGUACAGGCCAGCAGCUGACGUGUCCGGGACUCAACUACUUUGCCAUAUCUGCUGCAACAGCAGCCACUACCCUGCAACCGUCGGAUGCUGGCACUGCGAUGACAUCAGUUGAUGAUUUCAACACAGCGGUUGUGGUUGCUGUACGGAUUAACGUCAACGGUGUAACCGUUUCCGAUAAGUCACUCCUGCCGCACCUGGCAGCAGUUGGGCUGCAACUCUCGUAAGAGGGCGGGGAAACAGCAUGUGUGUAUUCUGUAAUUCGUGGCGGCGAGCACGCAACUAAGGGUGUCAUUCCCCACGUACGGCGUUGCCCAUAUCGAACCGCAACCUUUACUUGAUUGAACUAACGGUCAUUCAUUCAUCAUACGGUCAUUCAUACUGAAAAAUGAAUGAAAGACCGUUGUCGGUUGUUGAUCAUCAACGGGGUCGUAGGGGUUCCUGAGUUGGGGUUGCAGUUGUUGUGGCCACGCAGGGGUUGUAAGUCCUCGCACUCGCGAUUCUGACAUCUGCAGUUAUGCUGUUUUUACGGUUUGUUCCGUUUCUUUUGCAAUGUAGGGUUGGGUUCAUCACCUGUGUUCCCUUUUAGGGCACCCUUCGUAGCUUACAGGGGUCAUAGGGGUUCCGGGGGUUUAAGGGGUCACGCACCGUGCCACGAGCUUGCGGUCCGACGGUGACGGUGACGGGCCGUUUUUUUGGCUUCUACCCUCGUUCUUUCCCUCUGUUGUGGUUGCUGCUCAUCAUGCCUGUUUCCUGUUGUGGUGUUGUCUUUCCGGCGUGUUGCGUUCCUCUUGCAGUGUAGGGUUGGGAUCAUCACCCGUGUUGUCUUUUAUGCUACCAUUGUAACGGUCACUCGUUCACAUAAUUGCUUAUUUGCACAUUUUUGUUGGCAUAGCGUCCAUGCUCAUCAAAAACGGGUCUUGUACAAGUGCUGACUUUUCUUUCGUAGUCGAGGAAGUCCUGACGAGACGGAGAUAAGGAAUGCCACUUAUUGCGAACGAAGAACCUGCCAGGAGUGCUUACAGCAGGACGCAUGGUAUCGGUGCUUGCGUGGUAUGUACGGCAACUGUGGUCCCAGUCUGUUUACCGGCUGCACUCGCUUGUUUUACUAACUUCCGUUGUGUGUAGAUAAUCCUGUUGAUGUUGUUGUGUCCCUCUGCCAGGACGUGGCCCUGUGGCAUGAUAGGUUGGGUUUACACUUUUGUGUGUUUACCCAUUUGUCGGCGAAUGAGUUUGUAGCUGUGGUCCCGCUUAUUCGAGGCUACGGGUUUGUUUGCGGCAUGGUUUUUCACAUGCCGGCGUUGCUUGAGGUGGGGCUUGAACAGACGACCUGGCAUGGGGCGGGUUUGACGCUGUCGUCCCAUGGGUCGGUUGGCGGUUUUGGGUCAGCGGGGCCAGGAAGCUGAGCGUGUUUUCCUGCUUCUCAGCGGGGUAACAGCUUGUUGGUCGGUUGUGGUCUACGGUGGCCGGUUUUGGGCUCACCGGGGUUUGGAAUGAUUAUAUAAGGGCGUAGUUUUCUUGUAUCUGGACAUUUUACAGCUGAAAGUGGCCUAAGUGCCGGCUGGGGUCGGUUUGGGUAGCCAUAACCCUCUUUCUGGACUAAGCCUCCAAUAACUGGUCUUGGACUCGGACUCAUCCCCAUGUAAGGUACACGCGUGGAGAC